This is a messenger RNA of Mus musculus (house mouse), 562 nucleotides long. It is a transcript of the gene Wap, whose product is annotated as whey acidic protein. The record is from RefSeq and is marked validated. The transcript is spliced from 4 exons. Bases 28 to 432 code for a protein of 134 amino acids. NCBI's taxonomy places the organism in Eukaryota, Metazoa, Chordata, Mammalia, Rodentia, Muridae. Gene Ontology annotation, molecular function: peptidase inhibitor activity. Gene Ontology annotation, cellular component: extracellular region.
AUCAGUCACUUGCCUGACACCGGUACCAUGCGUUGCCUCAUCAGCCUUGUUCUUGGCCUGCUGGCCCUGGAGGUGGCCCUCGCUCAGAACCUAGAGGAACAAGUCUUCAACUCAGUUCAGUCCAUGUUCCCAAAAGCCAGCCCCAUUGAGGGCACAGAGUGUAUCAUCUGCCAAACCAACGAGGAGUGUGCCCAGAAUGCCAUGUGCUGUCCCGGUUCCUGUGGUAGGACCCGCAAAACUCCUGUCAACAUUGGUGUUCCGAAAGCUGGCUUCUGCCCUUGGAAUCUACUCCAAAUGAUCAGUAGUACCGGGCCGUGCCCAAUGAAGAUAGAAUGCUCCAGCGACCGUGAGUGUUCUGGCAACAUGAAAUGCUGCAACGUCGACUGUGUCAUGACAUGUACACCCCCAGUGCCAGUGAUAACCCUUCAGUGAGCAGCCGGCCCUGGCAUCCCUGCCUGUCGGGAGUGACCAGCCCAAGUCUAUACAGCAAGACCCUUCACUCCUGGAUCCAGAGAGAACAUAAUGCUUUCAAUCUGCUGCUAAUAAAAAUCCAUUUGGCUUU